Messenger RNA from Zophobas morio, 1378 nucleotides. RefSeq names its product L-asparaginase-like. The transcript has 10 exons. The record is from RefSeq and is a predicted model, not a curated record. The coding region runs from base 154 to 1284 and encodes 376 amino acids. Gene Ontology annotation, biological process: amino acid metabolic process. Gene Ontology annotation, molecular function: asparaginase activity. Lineage: Eukaryota; Metazoa; Arthropoda; Insecta; Coleoptera; Tenebrionidae.
ACCUAUUACUACUUUCAUGUGCUCAUUAUUCAUUGUUUUGUUACGCACUUCUGAUUAUGAAUAACGUCCAAAUCAUUGCAUAAGUUGCCACAGUGUGAUAUUUUUUGUGAGUGGGAAGUGAUAACGUUAAGGUUUGGUUUCAGUGCUAGCGAAAUGACCCCUCAAAUACACGACACUCCCGUCAACAUCAAAAAAGUGAUGGUUCUUUACGUGGGCGGUACAAUUGGCAUGGAAAGAAACGAAAACCACGUGUACUCUCCUUCCCCCAAUAAAUUUUUGAAAAAACUGGAACACAGUGCCCAAAUGCACGACCCACUUCUGGCCGAAAAAUAUAUAAAACACUUAGCCCCCAAUCAGCUAGUUUUGCCUGAAAUUGGGAGCGAUAUAGUUCUCUACCAGCUCGAAGAAUACAGUCCUCUUUUAGAUUCCAGCAACAUGUCCUCAAAAGACUGGAUCCGUAUAGCCAAAGACAUCGAAAAAAACUACACCCAUUUUGACGGGUUUGUAAUUUUACAUGGAACAGACACUCUGGCUUACACAUCGUCUGCGCUGUCGUUCAUGUUGGAAGGAAUCCAAAAGCCCGUUAUAUUAACAGGAUCGCAAAUUCCAAUUUUUGAGACACGAAGUGACGCCAAGGACAACGUUCUAUCAUCAUUGAUUUUGGCAGGCUGUUAUCGAAUACCGGAAGUUUGUAUUUUUUUCGCCAAUAAGCUUUUACGUGGGAAUAGGACUGCCAAAAUCAGUUCGACUCACUUGAAUGCGUUUGAUUCACCUAAUUAUACUGCUCUGGCAGAAGUUGGGAUCGACAUCACACUAAACAGGCAUUUUAUAAUGAGACCCAGUGGUGUGCCAUUCAGGGUUCACACUAAACUAAAUCCGAAUGUGGGACUGCUGAAUUUUUUUUCUACCAUGACUCCCUGCAUGUUUAGAGCUCUUCUACAGUGUCCUUCUGUCGAAGGAUUGGUCAUACAAAGCUACGGAGUGGGCAAUAUUCCCUCAAACCAAAAAGAACUGCUCCAAGUUAUUAAAGAGGCUGUGAGAAAUGAGAUUGUCAUUGUUAACAUUACACAGUGUGCACAAGGAACUGUCUCUGCGUCAUAUGAAACCGGAAAGGCGCUUGAAAACAUCGGAGUCAUUUGUGGACACGAUAUGACAGCUGAGGCCGCUCUAACAAAACUCUGUUACGUGCUUGGUAUUCCCGCACUGUCUUACGACGAACGAGUUCUGCUAAUGAAAGAAAACAUCAGGGGAGAAUUGACCAAUAAUAAUAAUAAUAUUUACUAAGUUCAUUCCCUUCACUAAAAUUAUUAAGUACCUAUUUAUUUCCCAUAAACAUUGUUCGUUUUCUAUGUAACCAUGUAUUGUUAGGUUAAUAAAA